CCUCGCCGCCUCAAACACCCCAUCACCGCCAUUCCUCCUUCCUCCCCAUAACGCCCAUAAACCCAUCCCCUUCUCUCCACUUAUACCUUACCUCUCCUCGUAGAAAGCUCGCAUCAGUCCAGCCAUGUGCGGUGGCGCCAUCAUCUCCGACUUCAUCCCUCCCCGGAAGAGCAGCGGCUCCAACCGCCUCCUCUCCGCCUCCGAACUAUGGCCCGACGCCUCCGACUCUUUCUUCCCCAACACGCCCGAGCCCGUCUCUGCUCCCUCCGAGAAACCGAAGAGGAAGAGGGAAAGGAAGAAUCUUUACAGAGGGAUCCGGCAGCGGCCGUGGGGGAAGUGGGCGGCCGAGAUCCGGGACCCCAUGAAGGGCGUGCGCGUGUGGCUCGGCACCUUCAAUACCGCCGAGGAUGCAGCCCGCGCCUACGACCGCGAGGCUCGCCGCAUCCGUGGCAAGAAGGCUAAGGUCAACUUCCCCAACGAAGACCCCCUUCUCGAGCCCCCGAAAUCCCAAUCCCAUCCAUCACGCCACUACCCACGCGGCCCCAUCCCCUCUUUCCCCCCCUCCGUCUACCAGGGCCAUCCAUCCGUUGCUCCGAAAUUGGAAACGGCGGAGCCUUCCCCGGCUCCGGCGGUUGCCAACGGCGGCGAUGCCGGCGGAGAGGUGAAGAGGCUGUCGGAGGAGCUGAUGGCGUACGAGACGUACAUGAACUUCUUCGAGAUCCCGUACAUGGAGGGCGGAGCGGUGGCGCAGCCGGAGGUGGCGGCGGCGGCGGCGGUGCUGCCGGAGGCGGGGACAACUGCCUGUAAUCAGCAAGCGGCCGUGCCUUCGAAUAUGGGGAUGCUGUGGAAUUUUGAUGACUCUCUUGCCCUUUAAUUUCGCAUGCCUUCUUUCUCUGCCUCUCCGCUUCUCAAGUCUAACAGCUUCUACUUGUAUAUAUUUAUUUAAUUUUUACUGCUCGUCUUGCUUUGGUCCAAGAAACCGGACGGAUGGUCUUGUUCUAUGCUAAUUUGCUGAUGAUCUGCUGUUAAAGACUAUGAAUAUUUGCUUUGUGAGAUUUAAUUUUCCGGCAUAGGGAAUUGCGACCUGCUUUGUUGCAGGAAGUGGUUCAGCUCAUGCUCUGUUUCAUUGAAGCUUGUUUUGUAAUUCGAGAAGUUCAUAUACAUUUUGCCGAGCUUUGUGAGACAUGUUAUUAUAGCUUCA
Phoenix dactylifera (date palm) is the source of this 1201-nucleotide messenger RNA. NCBI's taxonomy places the organism in Eukaryota, Viridiplantae, Streptophyta, Magnoliopsida, Arecales, Arecaceae. The record is from RefSeq and is a predicted model, not a curated record.